CCCCACUUUUAUUUCCGUGUUGUCUUGUCGCUGGAGCUGGAGCUUUCUUUAAAUCCAGCCAGCCUCAAGAAAGUGCGCGAGCCAGCCAACCAACCAAUGACCGUGUCCCCGCACAAAAAGUCUCGAAACCCUCCGCUGCAUUUGGCAACAGGCUCCACCACCGUCCAAUGAUCACACAUUCCCUUCGCUUCGCUGCCCUGCUCUGCUCUUCCCUCCCCUUCCCUUCCAGUACUCCUGCUUUUCGGCCCUCGCUCUUCCGAGCUCCCAAGUUGGGCUUCAGUCCAAGCACUGGAUUCUCUCACCCAAAGACUUCCACCUGAUCCAUCCAUACGCCGUGCCAAUCCCCCACCACCAUAGCAGCUAGAAUAGUCGCCCCGGUGUGGCCCCCAUGCGCCCAAAACGUUACCAGUUUGUCAAUGACAUCACCUCCUCCACUUUGUCAUGUUCAAAGCUGCCUGGUCUCCCUCUUUUGUCAUCAUGCCCUUUCGCCUUUGGGGCGAGAGUACCGUUUGGAACCUUCCACUUGUUUACCAAUUUCGCAUGAAGCCACUCGCAGCCAGAUCACAGAUCAUGGUAAGUAAUAUCGAACGCUGAACCUCUUUUCGCAAAUAAUGUGCGAGCGCCUGUUCCAACGCUUUUCUCUCCGAGUCCCACCACCCCAUCUUUGGCCUGUUGCGAGCGCGCCUUGUCUUGCCUUCCCUUUUCGUUUGUCAUCAUUGCGGAUCUCGCAAAUGGAUAGCCUUUAGAUGUUCUUCCUGUUCCGAAGGCAUUUGAAAGCUGUGUCCAUUUAGUUCCAGCCGCUCAGCCGGUACUGUGCACAUCGAACACCAAACCUCUUUCUGCGGACCACUGCCACCUUUCAACGCAUCACUACCAGUUCCUCAACGACACACCACCUCCUCCUCCCACCAUCGUCAAGGCUGUCUUGUCCCUCGCACAUUCAUCCGUCAUCAAAGCUCCGUGGAUUCACCGAGCCCCUUGUGCUUUCCGAACUGUCGACCCGGCUUGGAAGCAUGAGAGCGUUUGUUUUAUGCACUGCCCUCCCCUCUGCGAGCCCGAAUGCUGCCAAUCGGUGCGCGCGCGCGAUCGACACCAGAUCGACCUCAUCGUCAACCCGCGCUCUGAUGCAGCUUUCGCCAAAAUUGUCCGCCUCCUCCUCCUCCUCCUCCCUGUACUCUGCGUGGUCAAAAACAGAACAGCUUCGCUUUCGCAUAUUCUGCGCUGCUUGUUCUCAGAUGCCAUUUCUUUUUCUUUUCUCUUUUGUCAUCAUGGCUUAGUGAGUGAGUCUUUCGAGUCUGUACCUACGGAAUCUUCUGGUUGUUUUAAGCCUGUGUUCAUUCACCCAAGAGCCAACCCAGUCCAUUUUGCUGCGGACUCCAAUUCCCACUCCUCUCCACUCCACUCCACCGCCCGUACUGCUCGUACGUCGUUCGACAGACAAAUUUCUCCCUCCCUCCCUCUCUCUCUUCCUCUUUCUCACCGUGUUUGUCAAUGACACUCCACCCCAUUCGCUUGGCAUACUCAAGGCAGGACUUCCUGGUCUUCCUUGCUCUCUCUCUCAAGCUUUUCUUUCUUGGUUGUCAUGAUAGCCCCGUUCUGGUGCCCUUCUCCAUCGAUCUAUCAAAGUGAAUGUACAUGUAGAACUUUCUAGUUGUUGCUGUUCAGAUGGAUCGACCUUUCCGUUAGUUCGGAUCCAUACACUUCCCAGCAUCUGACGUCUGUUUACAAAGGAAUGCAUCUUUGACCCCGUUCCAGCUGAUCUCGUCCAAAUGCUUUUUGUUUCGUCUGCCUAUUCUGGGAUUCAGAUUUCGGUUUGUACUCAUCCAUCAUGUCUCAUACAACACAUGGAUCAGUACAAUGCAGCCAUCAUCACUCACCGCAACUCACGACUUUUCAUCUCGAAAAUGAUUCUCGAACUUUACAGUUUGGAAUAAAUGAUGACUCUCGAGCUUUGACCGUAGUACUUUACGCUGUCGAAAUGCGACCCUUUACUCUCUGAACUCUGGCGUGGAAAGCAUGUGGCAUGAAUCACACUACUUUCUCCAAAUGGUUCCAUUUGCCGGGUCCUUGGUCUAGAUAUCCUUGCAGCUCAUUCACGGGCGACACUACACAUUGCUCUCUUUUGACUCAUCUACACUAAUUACGGCUUGCAAAAGCUAGAAUGUGUAAAUACAGUGUUCGGUAAUGCUCUAAUAUGCUCGACACAAUGUUUUCGAAACUCCAACCGAAAAAUUUUCUACCACCUUUUUUUUAUGAAUCGUUCAUGUCUUAAAAAGUUUCGGAAACUUGAUAUCACUUCCACUCAAUUUUACGAUGGAAAUGCUUAUAGUAGCCAC
Marchantia polymorpha subsp. ruderalis is the source of this 2336-nucleotide messenger RNA. The record is from the annotation of a GenBank genome assembly. NCBI's taxonomy places the organism in Eukaryota, Viridiplantae, Streptophyta, Marchantiopsida, Marchantiales, Marchantiaceae.